AUGGACGGACAUCCAACACCCAGUCGUCCACCUCCAAGCUACCCGGAUGGACUUCCAUCGUACGUUAGCACACCAACCGAGGAGGACAAUAUGAGUAUCCCAGGAAACAACUCACCUCUGAGACUGCUCCCGCAGCCUCAGGAUGACUACAGAUCGUAUGUGAAAACUCCCAGUGCAUUUACCCACCACAUCCCACCGUGGUCAGGCAAGCGCAAGCCCGUUUCAGCUCUAAAGGUAUCCCGUGUUACUUGGGAUGAUUUCCCUCAGAAAGACUCCCCAAGGAGCGCUCGAAUGGAGAGUCCGGUGUCUUCUUUGAUCGCAGAAGCUGAAGAGAAGCUCAACCGCACGCGCAAGACCCAGGUCUUUAUUGGCCGCAGCCCAACUCUGAAGGCUAGCGUAAGGUUGAAGAAGAGUCCACAGACUGACACAGCCAUCUCUUAUAGAUCCACUACAUCUAGUCGAACCUCUCCCGACCGAUAUCAUAGGCCUGGAGUUUCCACUGCAUACAGCUCGAGGCCUAGUUCAAGUCUCGGGCGAGCCCCCUCAAUCCCGCUCCCUACAGCAAAUCCUCGAUCUCCUAUCCGACCCUCCACUCCAUCAAGAGUAUCCACCGACUGGGGAAGAGCAUCAAGUGUAAAUUAUGAGCCUUCAGACAUUAAUGGUAGCCCUCGUCCAGGGACGCCUUCUUCACAAUAUGGAGGGAGCCCGAGACGUCCACUGCCUCCAGCACCUCUGUUUUCGGUGAAAGGGGCUGCGUCAGAGACCGCAAUACCAAUGCCAGACAUAGACGGAGACCAUGAUGUCUUCUCUAGCGGUCAUUCAAUUAGACCCGACAAUGACCCCCGAGCAAGUCUCAAAUCCGCUCACUCCUACAUGACAGAUUCUACAUUUACGGAAGACAACAAUGACUCUGAAGAGGUCAUGACUGAGAAAAUGGGUGGCUAUGGCCCCGCACCGGAAGGAAAGCAAGACAGAAGAGGCCUAAGAGAGGCCCAAAUGACCAAGAAAGAAGUUCAUCUGAUCAACGGGGAGCUGAUUUUAGAGACCAAAAUCCCAACCAUUUUACACAGCUUUCUACCUCGAAGAGACGAACGGGAGUUUACCCAUCUGCGCUACACAGCGGUAACAUGUGAUCCAGACGACUUUGUUGUUAAUGGAUACAAACUCAGACAAAAUAUCGGAUCUACCAUGCGGGAAACAGAGCUUUUCAUCUGUGUCACCAUGUACAAUGAAGGGGAAAUCGAAUUUACCAGGACCAUGCACGGAAUCAUGCGAAAUAUCUCCCAUUUCUGUUCCAGAACAAAAUCAAGAACCUGGGGCAAGGAUGGCUGGCAGAAGAUCGUGGUGUGUGUUAUCGCCGAUGGACGACAAAAAGUGCAUCCUCGAACCUUGAAUGCUCUGGCCGCACUGGGAGUCUACCAAGACGGAAUUGCUAAGAAUGUCGUCAAUAAGAAAGAGGUCACUGCUCAUGUCUAUGAGUACACGACUCAAGUCUCUCUCGACGAGACACUCAAGUUCAAGGGCGCCGAGAAGGGGAUUGUCCCUUGCCAGAUGAUUUUCUGCUUGAAGGAGCAGAACAAGAAAAAGCUCAACUCUCACCGAUGGUUCUUCAAUGCAUUUGGUCGGGCCCUCGUUCCCAACGUAUGCAUUCUGCUUGAUGUCGGUACAAAACCGGAUUCUAAAGCACUGUACCACCUUUGGAAGGCUUUCGAUCAAGACUCAAAUGUCGCUGGUGCAGCUGGCGAAAUUAAAGCUGACAAAGGGAAAGGCUGGAUGGGUCUCCUCAAUCCUCUUGUUGCAUCUCAGAACUUUGAGUACAAGAUGAGCAAUAUCCUUGACAAACCAUUGGAAUCCGUCUUUGGAUACAUCACUGUGUUGCCGGGUGCCCUGUCAGCAUAUCGUUACUAUGCGCUCCAGAAUGAUCCCAGCGGGCAUGGACCUCUCAGUCAAUACUUCAAGGGAGAAACCCUUCACGGCGCCGAUGCCGAUGUAUUCACUGCGAACAUGUAUCUGGCUGAAGAUCGAAUCCUUUGCUGGGAGCUCGUGGCCAAGCGGGGCGAGCAAUGGGUAUUGAAGUUCGUCAAGAGUGCGUAUGGUGAAACAGAUGUCCCUGAUACCGUGCCCGAGUUCAUAUCUCAGCGUCGUCGAUGGCUCAACGGCGCAUUCUUUGCUGCUGUAUAUUCGCUCGUCCAUUUCAAGCAGAUUUGGUCGACAGAUCACACUUUGACUCGAAAGAUCCUUCUGCACAUCGAAUUCUUGUAUCAGCUCGUCUCAGUGCUUUUCACCUUCUUCUCUCUGGCAAACUUCUAUCUCACCUUCUACUUUAUUGCCGGUUCACUCGCAGAUCCACUUCUCGACCCUUUCGGCCACAACAUCGGAAAAUAUAUCUUUGUGGUCCUACGCUAUGUGACUGUGCUGUCAAUAUGUCUACAAUUUAUUGUCAGCUUGGGGAACAGACCUCAAGGUGCCAAACGCUUGUUUAUGGGCAGCAUGGUAACAUAUUCCAUCAUCAUGGCGUACACCACCUUCGCGUCUCUGUACAUCGUAAUCAAACAACUGACUGCGCAUACGCUGGAGGACACGGAUCCGCAAUCUCCAUACAAGCUCGGGAACAACGUAUUCACUAAUCUCAUCGUGAGCACUGUCAGCACUAUUGGCCUUUACUUCCUGAUGUCUUUCCUCUACUUGGAUCCAUGGCAUAUGUUCACCAGUACAGCGCAGUACUUUGCAUUGUUGCCCUCGUACAUCUGCACUCUGCAAGUUUACGCCUUCUGCAACACCCACGAUGUCACCUGGGGUACUAAAGGUGAUAAUGUACUGCACACAGACCUUGGGAUGGCAAAGGCUACGGGAAGUGGAAAUACGGUCGAGAUGGAAAUGCCUUCGGAGCAGCACGAUAUUGAUUCUAGCUACGACGUUGCACUUCGCAAUCUUCGUGAUCGGCUUGAGGUCCCCAAGCCGGCCCCAAGUGAGAAUCAGCUUCAAGAGGACUACUACAAAUCUGUCCGAACAUACAUGGUAGCGACCUGGCUUGUCUGCAAUGGCAUCCUCGCCAUGGCCGUCUCGGAGGCAUACCCUGUUGGCUCGCACAUCAACAAGAAUACAUACCUUAUCUUUCUCCUCUGGUCUGUUGCUGCACUUGCAGUUUUUCGUGCCAUUGGCUCUUCCACAUUUUUGGUCCUCAAUAUCAUCUCUGCGGUCGUUGAAGGAAGGAUCCAAGCUAAGUUCGAGCGCAUUUUUGGAGGUGGUGAUGAGAACGGACGACAUAAAACAGGUUUGGGAAGUGGAUUCUCGGAAUCUGGAAAGACCGGUGUGACGGGCUCCACUGGCUCUGGCAUGAGUUUGAGUGAUGUUACCAGUAAGAUUAGUGAGAAGUUCAGUUGGAUUGGGAAGAGAUAA
Molecule: messenger RNA, 3399 nt
Organism: Exophiala aquamarina CBS 119918
Lineage: Eukaryota; Fungi; Ascomycota; Eurotiomycetes; Chaetothyriales; Herpotrichiellaceae
Product: chitin synthase 1
Exons: 2
Coding region: 1-3399 (1132 amino acids)
Cellular component (GO): cell periphery; cell septum
Molecular function (GO): chitin synthase activity
Source: RefSeq, a predicted model, not a curated record